CAGAGAUCUUUGAUGAUCUCGUGGAAAAGGAUAGCUGCUCUCAGGUUUUUCUAUUUUAAUUUUACAGAAUUCGUUUUUACACAACUCGUAGCUUUUUGACUUCAUAUCUUAAAUUUGCUAGAAAUGUUCAAAUUUGGAUUUGCAGAAGAUAUAGCCGACAAUGUUGAAGAAGAUAGCGAGCAGAAAAAAAGAUUAGAAUGGAUCUCCGCUUCCAAACUUGAAAUAACGCUUGAACAAAUCGAAGCGAAAUAUGAAACUGAUUAUUAUACAGAUACUGAAGUUUUUCCUGGUUAUAAUCUAAAAUUAAUCCGCUCUGAUAAAGUAACGCAGAAUUUAACUGAUCAACAUUGUCAAAAUAUUAUUGAAGCUGAGUCAAAACAUUCCGAUCUUAUUCCAGCAAAAUACGAAGGUGGGCUGAAAAUCUGGGAAUGCACAUUUGAUUUAAGCCAAUAUAUACUGGAGAAGGAAAUUGAGUUGAAAGAUAAACUUGUCAUGGAUUUAGGAUGUGGUGCUGGUUUAAUUGGCCUUUUAUGUCUGCAUAAAAAUUCUAUGGUUCACUUCCAAGAUUAUAAUGUGGAAGUAUUAAGAUCUAUUACUAUUCCAAAUAUAUUAUUAAAUUUUGACGAUACAAUUAUUCGGACAAAAUGUGAAUUUUACGCCGGAGAUUGGGCUUCUCUCACAACAUUACUUGACACUAACGAAAGCAGAAAGUAUGAUUAUAUCUUUACAAGUGAAACAAUCUACAAUCCGGAUAAUCAUAAAAAGUUACAUGAGUUUUUUAAAACAAGACUGAAAGCCGAUGGUGCUGUAUUCGUUGCUGGAAAGGCUUACUAUUUUGGUGUGGGAGGUGGAAUGAGACAGUUUGAAAAUCUUGUAUUGAAGGAUGGAAACUUUGAUGUCACAUUGGUGUGGAAAAAUCGAAAUGGAAUAAACAGAGAAAUUCUGAAACUCACAAGAAAAUUACAUCAAGAAAUUUCUGAUGUAUAACAUUAUUGUCUUCAUAAAAUUAUGAGACGUCUGAAACGAAUUCUGUCGUGAAGGCGGUCGCUCUGACCUUGCCAAAAUUCUAUGGAAUGUGGCACAACAAGAUAACCACCCCUAAAAUAAGGUAUAAUGAACAAUCUUUAUAAAGAAAUGAUGACGCAAUAAAUACAAGACUCAAUAGCAUGCUGUUACUCCACAGUUCAACGGUAAUAAAUUGUUCUAUUAAUGUUGCAA
Molecule: messenger RNA, 1218 nt
Organism: Pogonomyrmex barbatus (red harvester ant)
Lineage: Eukaryota; Metazoa; Arthropoda; Insecta; Hymenoptera; Formicidae
Product: histidine protein methyltransferase 1 homolog
Biological process (GO): peptidyl-histidine methylation, to form tele-methylhistidine
Cellular component (GO): nucleus
Molecular function (GO): protein-L-histidine N-tele-methyltransferase activity
Source: RefSeq, a predicted model, not a curated record